AUGCCGUUUGGUUUAAAGAAUGCCGGAGCUACUUAUCAAAGGACUAUGACUACUUUGUUUCAUGACAUGAUCCACAAGGAGAUGGAGGUCUACGUGGAUGACAUUAUAAUCAAAUCCAAGAAAGUCGAGGACCAUUUGAUGGAUUUAAGGAAGUUGUUUGAAAGGUUGCGAAAGUACAAUUUGAAGUUAAAUCCUGCAAAGUGCGCCUUUGGAGCACCAGCUGGUAAAUUGUUAGGUUUCAUUGUCAGCAAGAAGGGCAUAGAGAUAGACCCGGUAAAGAUCAAGGCAAUUCGAGACAUGCCAGUGCCGAAAACGCAGAAAGAUGUGAAAAGCUUUUUGGGGAAGAUUAACUUCAUUGGAAGAUUCAUUGCCCAAUUAACCGCGACGUGUGAGCCACUAUUCAAGUUGUUAAAAAAGAAUGUGCCGUUGCAUUGGAAUGAGGAAUGCCAACAAGCUUUUGACAAGAUUAAAGAUUAUUUGCUGCAGCCUCCGGUCCUAGUGCCACCCAAACUGGGCCGGCCUUUGAUCAUGUACUUAUCUGUGCUCGACGGAGCGGUAGGGUGUGUUCUAGGUCAGCACGAUGACUCGGGAAGGAAAGAGCAAGCCAUCUACUAUCUUAGCAAGAAAUUCACGCAGUAUGAGGCUAAUUAUUCAUUUAUCGAGAAAAGCUGCUGUGCUUUGGCCUGGGCAGCUCAAAAGUUAAGGCACUACCUGCUAAGUCAUACUACCUACCUCAUUUCCCGCUCCGAUCCUUUGAAAUACCUCUUGGAGAAGCCGAUGCCAACUGGGCGUCUAGCCAAAUGGCAGAUGAUUCUUUCGGAGUUUGACAUUGUUUUCACUUCGCAAAAGGCCAUCAAGGGGCAAGCUAUAGCCGACCAUUUGGCAGAAAAUCAAAAGGACGAUGAUUAUCAACCGCUCCAUACCUAUUUCCCUGAUGAAAAGGCUUUAUUUGUUGAUGCCGUAGAAGAUAUGAGCGAGCAGUGCCCGGAAUGGAGAUUGUUUUUCGAUGGUGCAGCUAAUUCUUUUGGAGUCGGAAUAGGAGCAGUCCUUGUAUCCCUGGAGGGGAGGCAUUACCCUGGAGCCGCUAAGUUGCAAUUUGCUUGCACGAACAACAUGGCCGAGUAUGAAGCAUGUAUUUUUGGUCUUAAAAUGGCUUUGGAAAUGGAGGUUAAGGAGUUAAUAACUUUUAGUGAUUCAGAUUUACUUGUGCACCAAACGUUGAAGCAGUGGGUAAUCAAAGAUUCAAAAAUCCUGCCAUACCAUUGUAAUUUGCUCAAUUUGGCUAAACAAUUUCAAAGUUUGGAAUUCAGACAUCUCCCACGAGCUCGAAAUGCAUUUGCAGAUGCCUUGGCCACUUUAUCUUCCAUGAUACAAUAUCCGGACGAAUUGGGAAUCGAGCCUAUCCGGAUUCAACUCCAAGACAAGCCUGCUCAUUGUUGGGUCAUAGACAAGACAUCUGGCAAAAGUCCUUGGUACAAUGAUAUUAAGGAAUUCAUCAAAACCGGAUCUUACCCUCCGGAAGCUAGUACAAAUGACAAGGGUUUGCUGCGCAGAAUGGCCUCGAAGUUUUUCUUAAAUGGAGAGGUAUUAUACAAAAGGACCUCAGAUUUGAACCUCUUAAGGUGCGUCGAUGAAAAUGAAGCUCAAUACAUGAUGAAGGAGGUGCAUAGCGGCGUCUGCGGACCCCACAUGAAUGGACAUUUGUUGGCGAAGAAAAUCAUGAGAACCGGGUAUUUUUGGCUUACAAUGGAACACGAUUGCAUAGAUUUUGUCCGGAGAUGUAUUAAAUGUCAAAUGCAUGGCGACGUCAUACGCGCUCCUCCUACCGAGUUACAUAGCAUGAUUGCUCCAUGGCCCUGCUCAAUAUGGGGUAUGGAUGUGAUUGGCACAAUUGACCCUCCUGCUUCAAAUGGGCAUCGAUUUAUAUUGGUGGCAAUUGAGUACUUCACCAAAUGGGUCGAAGCGGAAUCAUUCAAGCAUGUGACAAAGAAGGUGGUGGCGAAUUUCUUAAGAGAUCACAUCAUAUGCAGAUUUGGGGUGCCGGAAACAUUGAUUACAGACAAUGCCAAGAAUCUCAACAAUGAUAUGGUGGACGGGCUAUGCGAACAGUUCAAAGUCAGACAUCGCAACUCUGCCAUCUAUAGACCGCAGAUGAAUGGAGCUCAUCGUGACUGGCAUGACAAGCUCCCUUACGCACUAAUGGCGUAUCGGACUUCUAUCCGAACAUCAACUGGGGCAACACCCUACUCGCUCAUGUAUGGAAUGGAAGCAGUGCUGCCUGUCGAGGUCGAUAUCCCUUCAUUGCGUAUUCUAAUGGAGACCAAGUUGGAGGAGGCUGAUUGGAUAAAGCAGCGUUAUGAACAACUCUCUUUGAUUGAUGAAAGACGGCUUAAUGCCAUUUGUCACGGCCAAUGUUACCAAAAGCGCAUGGCCCGGGCCUACAACAAGAAGGUCCAUUUGCGUACAUUUGAGGAAGGCGACAAAGUGCUGAAGCGAAUUUUGCCGGUGCAAGAUGAGGCCAAAGGCAAGUUCGCUCCAAAUUGGCAAGGGCCAUUCAUUGUUCAAAAGGCAUGA
Coffea eugenioides is the source of this 2574-nucleotide messenger RNA. RefSeq lists its product as uncharacterized. The record is from RefSeq and is a predicted model, not a curated record. Gene Ontology annotation, molecular function: RNA-DNA hybrid ribonuclease activity; nucleic acid binding. Lineage: Eukaryota; Viridiplantae; Streptophyta; Magnoliopsida; Gentianales; Rubiaceae. The coding region runs from base 1 to 2574 and encodes 857 amino acids. Gene Ontology annotation, biological process: DNA integration. The transcript is spliced from 3 exons.